CGGGAGGCGGAGGUUGCAGUGAGCCCAGAUCGCGCCAUUGCACUCCAGCCUGGGCGACAGAGCGAGACUCCUUCUCAAAAAUAUCUAAUUAAUUAAUAAAAAUAAAAAUAAACAAGUAAAUAAAUAACCCCAUGCCUUCUGCCUCUGUGGCUUUGCCUGUUCUGGGUAUUUUGUGUGAAUGGACCCAUGCAUGGAGGUGGGCCGGGCACCUUUCAAACGUUCACCCCCACAACGGCCCGUGGCCUCUGGAUUGGACAGCGCGAGCUGAAUGUGCGGGUCGGGCGCCCAAUCGCUCCGGAGCGUCUGGAGGGGGCAGGUGCAGGUGCGGGCGGCGCCAGCUCAGGGGCUGCUGGAGACCCAGGAGGCUCCGACGCGGUGCAGGAAGCUGCCUAUCACGCCGACUCCUGAUCGCUGGCGCCCAUAGCGCCGACAUGGCGGGCUGGUGGCCGGCACUGUCGCGCGCGGCCCGGCGCCACCCAUGGCCCACCAACGUGCUGCUCUACGGCUCGCUCUACUCGGCAGGGGACGCGCUGCAGCAGAGACUGCAGGGCGGCGAGGCCGACUGGCGCCAGACGCGGCGCGUGGCCACGUUGGUGGUGACCUUCCACGCAAACUUCAACUACGUGUGGCUGGGCCUGCUGGAGCGUGCGCUCCCGGGUCGCGCGCCGCGCGCGGUGCUGGCCAAAUUGCUCUGGGACCAGGUGGUCGGUGCACCCAUCGCGGUCUCGGCCUUCUACACCGAGUUAUCACCUGCCCCUCUGUCUCCCUACCCAGCCCCCAGGCCUCCCCACCAAGCCUCCACUGCGCAUGUGCCUUGCAUCCCUCCCCCUCCUGGGUACCAGUAGGCGCUCCCCGGAGCUGGCGGCGGAAGAGAUGGAGCCGCGUCACGGGCGCCCAGCCCCUUAAAACGCUGCUGGCUGGAGCCACCUCCCUCCCUGCAGCCCGCAGCGGGGAUGGAGUAAAGGGAGACCCGUCGACCUGGCCGCGGGGAUCAGCGAUGGAGUUAAAGCAAUCUUUGUCCACCCAUCUGGAAGCCGAGAAGCCUCUGAGGCGCUAUGGGGCGGUGGAGGAGACGGCAUGGAAAACGGAAGGACUGGGGAGAAAUCAGCUGGACAUCAUCUCCAUGGCAGAAGGGGUUGAAGGCAAGCCCGUGACUGUCGCCAGAGGCCAUGGGCGCGGCAGGCGGGCCCGGCCACCCUGUACAGAGUGUAGCAGUAGGGAGUCCCUCACCGUCGCAUGGCCCUCCCCAGAGCAUGCCGAACCCAGGAGUCUGUCUCACUGUUUAUCCAACCACCAGGAAAGGUCCUCCCUCAAAAAAGCGUAUCUCCACUUCUCUCUAGCUGUAUCUAACCCACCGUGUGAAUGAACUGGGAGAGGGGCAUGCUCCCCAGCUGUGUGUAGUUGUGACUUCUCAACAAUCUAGCACCAUGUCGGACACAUCCCCCAUCCACCCUCCUAGCUCUGCUCUCAGGCCUGCCCCACAUGGGCAUAGGUCCCCUCCCCUGUCUGUCCUCUCCCAACAACUGCGCCUGGAGGGCUCCACACAGCCCCUGUGUCUCUCCACCACCUCCUAUAUAGCAUUCCCAGAGACCCAGAGGGCCCAUCUGUAAAGAUCAAGCUUGUGUGUGGCGUCGUGGUCACAUCUCCUGCUUCCCCCCAUCCUGUGUCUGGGCACAGUUCAUAUCAGGACAGUGUCCACUGUGCUCUCAGUCUGCCCCAGGUGUGUGCCUGAAGGGAGCCUGGACUGGCACGGAUCCAGCUUGCAGAAGAGCCAGCAGGGAACUGGAAGCUCUGAGGUCAAGGCCAGGGCAGUUGAGAAUGGGACCCAGAGUAGAUGCUGACCUGGGCACUCCACCACUCCGGGGCCACCACAGAGAUGCCAGCAGGACACCACUUCACCAGCCCGACACAGAGACCUCUGUAAAGAACGGCGACGGGCGGGAGAGGCAGCGUGUGACCAGAUUGUGUCCCGUCUUUGGGUGGCGUAUAUUAACUAGCUGCCAAACACUUCAACCUGUGUAACUCCAUGUACAUUUGCGACAGCCAGCCCGGUACAGCCUGUGUGACUUCUCUGUGUGUGUGUGUGUCGUGACCGGCCUAAGUAGUUAGCAUAACUCAAGAUUCGCUGAUGUGCAGUCACCCAUCAGAGAAAAUAAAAAUGGAAACCACGUUCACGGCA
Molecule: messenger RNA, 2179 nt
Organism: Mandrillus leucophaeus (drill)
Lineage: Eukaryota; Metazoa; Chordata; Mammalia; Primates; Cercopithecidae
Gene: MPV17L
Product: MPV17 mitochondrial membrane protein-like
Exons: 4
Coding region: 132-845 (237 amino acids)
Cellular component (GO): membrane; cytoplasm
Source: RefSeq, a predicted model, not a curated record